UUCAACAGUGUUUGAUAUUAAACAUGACGGAAAAAAGGAAAGAACAUAGAUCGUUCGAUCUAAAACAGUACUCAUUUCCAACAGAACAAAUUCCAAGAUUAAGCAUUACCGAUCCGGAAGCAGAGAGUAGAAUUUCUAAAGCGCUUCCUGUGGUGUUAACAGAUACCAAUUUGGUUACCUCUGCUUUACAUUGGGACUUGGAGUACCUUUCCAAAAAUAUUGGAGAUGGAGACUUUGUUGUGCACAUUUCCAAAAACAAAAAUUUCCAAUAUUUUGAUGAUAAAAAGUCUGAUAAUGUUAAAGAAUUCAGAAAGCCAACUGAAAAAGAAGACAUGAAAUUUUCAGAAUUUGUGGAAAAACUACAAAAGGCGAAACCAGGAGAGGACAGGCUUUACCUACAACAGAUUCUACACGAUACAGUGGGGAAGAAAGUCAUCAAGGAUUUCCUUGGCUUCAAUUGGCACUGGGUGACCAGGCAACAAAAAGAUAAUAAUUUUGGAGAAAUGACCUCAAAUCUCCUUUUGGUUGGAAUGGAAGGAAAUGUUACACCAGCACAUUACGACGAACAAGAAAAUUUCUUUGCCCAAGUUCGAGGCUACAAAAGAUUUAUUCUCUUCCCACCAUCUCAGUUUGCCUGCAUGUAUCCAUACCCUAUAUAUCACCCGUGUGACCGUCAAAGUCAGGUUGACUUUGAUGAUCCAGACUUCACAAAAUUUCCAAAAUUCAAAGAAGCUUGUGGUAUGGAAGCUGUCGUAGGUCCAGGAGAUGUUUUAUAUAUCCCAAUGUACUGGUGGCACCAUGUUCAGUCCAUUCCUUCACAUGGCUACACUGUUUCUGUGACAUUCUGGUACAAGGCAGGGCAAUCAGAAAAGAUUGAAUACCCACUAAAACCUCAACAAAAGGUGGCCAUGAUGAGAAAUAUAGAGAAGAUGAUACACCAAGCAUUAAACAACCCAUCAGAGAUGCCAGAGUUUAUGAGCAGUAUGACAUUGGGACGAUACACCUGAACACGAUACAUCACCAACCCUGUAUAUUAAACUAAACUGUGAUCAUCUUUUAUCUCCUGUAAGGAACUGUUGGUCUCCUGUUAGAAUUGUUUGUAAUUCUUUUUUAUCAAAUGUCAUUUGUCUCAAUGUUUCAGUGUUUACUGACACAACAUGACUGAUUGAUGCUUUUGUUUCAUGAUGUUUGUUAUCCUUAGGAAGUCAGUCAUUUGUGGAUGUUAAAACCAAUGUUUCAUGCUGAAUAUGUGUUAUUUUAUCAAACAUUGAAACUGUAGAAUUAAACAGAUUAAAAUAAAUAUUUUUAUAACCCUAA
Messenger RNA from Pecten maximus, 1317 nucleotides. RefSeq names its product hypoxia-inducible factor 1-alpha inhibitor-like. Gene Ontology annotation, biological process: negative regulation of Notch signaling pathway; peptidyl-aspartic acid hydroxylation. The record is from RefSeq and is a predicted model, not a curated record. The transcript has 8 exons. Gene Ontology annotation, cellular component: cytoplasm; nucleus. Gene Ontology annotation, molecular function: ankyrin repeat binding; peptidyl-histidine dioxygenase activity; [protein]-asparagine 3-dioxygenase activity. Lineage: Eukaryota; Metazoa; Mollusca; Bivalvia; Pectinida; Pectinidae. Bases 24 to 1007 code for a protein of 327 amino acids.